This is a messenger RNA of Zootermopsis nevadensis, 1578 nucleotides long. NCBI's taxonomy places the organism in Eukaryota, Metazoa, Arthropoda, Insecta, Blattodea, Termopsidae. The record is from RefSeq and is a predicted model, not a curated record.
GCGGGAGGUUCUUAUUAUAAUCACAUGUUGGUAUACCUCAUCGUAUUUGUAACUCCGGUGUGAGGUAUUAAAUCAUACAUAAUGCUUGAUUCCGACGAAGAACGGUUUACAUACUGUCAAGAUGCAGGACCACUGAAGCUUGAUUGGAUGCAGUUUUCUAUUGCAGGCCAUGAAUAUUCUAUUGCUGUUGGUGAACUUCCUGGCAGGAAAUAUAAGCAUUGUUGGAGGAAUUUACAAAAUGAUUUAGCUGACCUGAAAGCUGCUGGCAUUAGUCACAUAUACUGUCUGUGCAGACAUGAGGACCUUGUGAGGUACAGAGUACCACGUUUACUUCAGGAUUACACCAGUCAUGGCUUCAGCCUUCACCAUUAUCCUGUUCAUGAUGGCGGUAUACCAGAUAUCGACCAGCUGAUGAUGAUACUCAAAGACAUUAAAACUGUUUUAGAACGUGGAAAUAAGGCAUUUAUUCACUGUUUUGGUGGAUUAGGAAGUAGUUGUGUGGUCACCACAUGCCUUGCCAUGUACUGUGAUGAAACACUUACAUCGUCUGAUACCAUCAGCACCAUUAGAACGUUAAGAGGUCCAAGAGCGGUACAAACUGUUAAGCAAUAUAAUUUCAUCAAUGACUUCAAGGAACUUCGAAGAGAGCACAUCACUUUAAAUCUAGCGCGAAGAUUAUCAAGAUAGCAACAGAGCAAGAGUUACUGGUCCGCAGUGUAUUACAUUUCUUAAUGAAAUGUAAAAAUUAUAUAGACAGACACAGCAUCAAGAAACCAAAAUGUAGGAAGCUAGAGAUGGCGGAUUGCUUGUUAAAGUAUUAAUUCCAUGAAGCAGUCCUUCUUGAGAAGCUAACAGUACUCAGUCACAAAACUCCCAACAUUUCACGGAACCUGAAGGUUCUAUAUGUCACCAUCAGUGGGCUAGUGGUUAGCGUGCUCGCCGCUGGACCCAAGGUUCACUGGCUCAAACCUGGCCGAGGCCGAUGAAUUUUAAAGGGUGAUAAAAAUCUGUAGCACAUACAGAAAAUGAACUAAAUCACAAAGGGUUUUUGUAGCUAAUGUCCACAUUUCAAAAAAGGUGAUUGCUUUUCAAAAUGAGGUUUGCUACCAUUUUACAUAUUAUUCUUAAUAAAGUUGUCACAUUGACUGUUGAUUUCAAGAUACAGUUUUAAUCAUAAAAUACUAAAUAAAUAUUACAGUAAUUGCUUGUAGAUGUCAAUAUUUCUCAUAAAUGCAUUUAUAAGUUUUCAGAUACCAACAUAAGUCAUGGUUUGGUGAGAAGAUUGUCUUUGGUAACAUUGGAUUUAAGCGAGAAGAAUUUAUUAUACUUAGUUGCAGUGAAAGCUUCAGAUCAUUUAUUGUUAUUGUUAUUAUUUUAUCAACAAAUGCAUGGAUUCAGUAAGAGGAAUGUAUCUGUCAUAAUCACAAAAGAUAAUUACCUUUGUAUCGUUAUGUGUGCUAUUGCCAGAAUAAUAUCAUCAAUGUUAUGUAUAAAAUGUAUUGAAAGUAUGCACAUUAUCAAAUAUUUGAUUACUUGCAAGGUGAAUGAACAUUAAAUAAAAAUCACUUGUUUACAAUA